Nothoprocta perdicaria is the source of this 930-nucleotide messenger RNA. RefSeq names its product small nuclear ribonucleoprotein polypeptide B2 (gene SNRPB2). Gene Ontology annotation, cellular component: U1 snRNP. The record is from RefSeq and is a predicted model, not a curated record. Gene Ontology annotation, molecular function: U1 snRNA binding. The transcript has 7 exons. NCBI's taxonomy places the organism in Eukaryota, Metazoa, Chordata, Aves, Tinamiformes, Tinamidae. Bases 86 to 766 code for a protein of 226 amino acids. Gene Ontology annotation, biological process: mRNA splicing, via spliceosome.
GCGCCGGGAUCGUCUGCGCUGCGCGGGAGGCUGCGGCGCGGCCCGGUCUCCAUCUCGGCGUGACGAGGCCGGCGCCUAGGCCACGAUGGACAUCAGGCCGAACCACACGAUCUACAUCAACAACAUAAACGACAAGAUUAAAAAAGAAGAACUGAAAAGGUCCCUGUACGCAUUAUUCUCCCAGUUCGGUCAUGUYGUGGACAUUGUGGCUCUAAAGACUAUGAAGAUGAGAGGACAGGCAUUUGUCAUCUUCAAAGAACUCGGAUCAUCCACUAAUGCCCUGAGGCAAUUACAGGGCUUUCCAUUUUAUGGGAAACCCAUGCGCAUUCAAUAUGCAAAAACGGACUCCGACAUCAUCUCCAAAAUGCGUGGGACAUUUGCUGAUAAGGAAAAAAGGAAAGAGAAGAAGAAGGCMAAAACAUUGGAGCAGGCAGCAAAUGCAGCAAAUAAAAAGAUUCUCCUGGGGACAACACAGAAUUCAGCCAAUGCCCCGGGAACUUCCUUGCAGAAUCCACAGGUGCCUGAUAACCCACCAAACUAUAUCCUUUUCCUUAAUAACUUGCCUGAGGAAACAAACGAGAUGAUGCUCUCCAUGUUAUUCAAUCAGUUUCCUGGUUUCAAGGAAGUACGUUUAGUGCCUGGACGUCAUGACAUUGCAUUUGUGGAGUUUGAGAACGAGGCACAGGCAGGAGCUGCUCGAGAUGCUCUACAAGGAUUCAAGAUUACUCCAUCUCAUGCCAUGAAAAUCACUUAUGCUAAGAAAUAGUUGGACAUUCUUCUAAGGAACUUGUGUGGAUGGCUGUUCAACCUGAGACUGCUUCUGAUCAGCUAAAAUGUCUGCUGCUCUCAGCAGAAGAGACAAGACUGUUGUGUAAAAUUACAGCAGCUGUCAGGACAGUUGUAGGAUUUCCAUGGAUCUAGGAGAUGGUA